Molecule: messenger RNA, 650 nt
Organism: Sipha flava (yellow sugarcane aphid)
Lineage: Eukaryota; Metazoa; Arthropoda; Insecta; Hemiptera; Aphididae
Exons: 2
Coding region: 121-603 (160 amino acids)
Source: RefSeq, a predicted model, not a curated record
CAAGUGGAUAUUAUUAUUAUUAUUUUUUCAAAAUUCAAAUAUCUGUUACGAAACGUUUUGAUUCGGUUAGUAAUUUUAUGUGAAACAUGUGUAUUCAUUUUGACUGAAAGUGUUCAAAUAAUGAACAAACCCGGUAAACGUGGUAAUGUUAUGUCGAAAGGACGAAACGAUGUCGACACACGUCCUGAGUACGUCGGCGUUAUCCCGAAACCAGCUCUGUACUCGUCGAUUGUUCAAACGGAGACGCAGCUAAGACGCAUAACAAUUUCCGAUACGAACUCGAAGCAGAUCGCCAAUAAAGCAGCAGGGGUAAAGGAGGUCAAUUUUCCGUUCACUCAGCAAGUGUACGACUACAAUAAUAUGGUGGAUGUCGGACUGAACAGCGGUGUAAAGGUUGUUACCAGACCAAAACCAAAGCUCAGAGAAGUGCAUUCCACAAGAAAACCAGAACCUAAGUUAAGUGAUUACUACCGUCCAAGUUUCAAUAAUGUCCAACGCAUACAAAUGGAUGGUGUGACAACUACUCCCGAAUUAACUGUGCAGUUUGAUGGAUUGGCAGUAUCUAGAUUAAUUAAUCAAAUUGAUGAUUUAGUUUUUAAAUAGGUAAUGAGUAAUUGAGUAGUAAGUAAUAAAGUUGUAAUUGAUUUAAA